AACUAGACAAAAACCACACAAAUGACAAAAAGAAGAGCAAAAUGGGCCCAUUAACUUCAUAUACAAAUAAUUUCCUUCCUCAACACAAUGGACCCAUAGUUGAGUGCAAAUUAGGCUCUUAAUUGAUCUCCUAUUUAUAACAUUUUACUUCCAAAAACCCCACUUCCAACAACAAUAACAGAGCAUCCCAUUUAAAACCCACAUCAAACAACCACAUUUCAUUUCUCUAUCUUCAAAAAUCCACAAAAUUAAAAAAAAAAAUUAUUUCUAAUAAAAGAAUGAGCUCAAUCUUAGAGCCAAGAACACCCAACAAAAAUGUCACAAUAAACACAAAAACCACCAUUUUUACAACUCCAAAAUGGUCUUCUUCUUUUUCUUCAAGAAGAACUCCUUCACUUUCUUCUUCUCCUUCAGUUUCAUCAAAUUCAUCUUCUUCUUUUAGAUCUUUCUCCCAUGAAGAAGAUGAUUCUCCACCUCCAACUCCAACACCUCCUCAAAGAAUCCCAUUUUCAUGGGAAUCGAUCCCAGGAAUCCCUAAACACCAAAUCAUCAAACGACUCGAUUCUUCGAGGAAAUCGAAUUAUCUUCCCCUGCCUCCUGCAGCAGCCCCUGUUUCAGGCACUACUAAAUCAAGUUACAAAAAACAUCACAUUAUUAGUAGGAAAGAUCCUUUCUUUGCUGCCCUAGUCGAGUGCUCGAAAGACGACUAUAACGACAACGACAACGACGACGACAAAGACGUGUAUCGCAGCAUUUGGAAAGAACCUGCCAAGAAUUUAAGUCAUAGAUUUGGGUUUGUGAAUUUGUCAUGUAAAAAUAGUUGCUCUGUUACUGAGUCUUUGGUUUUUCUUCCAAGAGAGCAGCCUAGGAGAAUUUCUUACGGUUUGGUUAAAAAACGGUCCGGGUUAAAUUAAAUUAGAUGUUGGGAAAUAAUCUUGAGCUUAGGGGCAAAAAGCAUGCUUAAUUGCUAGAUACAGCAAGCAGCCGCCUAGCUAGAGCGAGGUGUAUGUUAAACAACCAUGGCUAUAUGAGUUUCCUUACUUCCAUUAUAUUGGUUAAUUAUGACGAACCUGGAUGCUAUGUAAACAAUCAUCAAUGCGAGCAAGUAAUGCAAUUUGUGUCGAUAUUAAUUGUCAAAAUUGUGCUGAUCAAAUUUUGAAUAUACUCUGUAAUAAUUUUUUUUUUCUUAUGUAUAAAUCAGAUCACCUACAUGUAUGAGCUAAUAGCUUCGAAAUUAGUCUAUUCAUCCAUCAAAUCAGUUUUAAUAUGUAGUAUUGUCUUCUAAUGCACGAGCUACAGAAAGCUUGUGACAACUCCUAACUCCCAAGGCAAUUGUUUAGGCCAAACAAGCAAGUGAUGAUGUAACAUAUACCCCCAUCUCACUACGUAAUACAUAUAUAUGGCCUCUAUUAUGUGAUUCUUAUCCAAAGUGCAAGGGUUUUUGUUUAUACAUAAUUAAUCACGCACACUCGUGAUUUAUCAUACUAGUAAUUUUUUUUUUUUUUUUUUUUUUUUUUUUUUUUUUU
Chenopodium quinoa (quinoa) is the source of this 1526-nucleotide messenger RNA. RefSeq lists its product as uncharacterized. NCBI's taxonomy places the organism in Eukaryota, Viridiplantae, Streptophyta, Magnoliopsida, Caryophyllales, Amaranthaceae. The transcript has 2 exons. The coding region runs from base 279 to 914 and encodes 211 amino acids. The record is from RefSeq and is a predicted model, not a curated record.